This is a messenger RNA of Sphenostylis stenocarpa, 2325 nucleotides long. The record is from the annotation of a GenBank genome assembly. Lineage: Eukaryota; Viridiplantae; Streptophyta; Magnoliopsida; Fabales; Fabaceae.
AUGGAGGAUGACAAGGCACUGCAGCUAUGCCGUGAAAGGAAGAAGUUUGUGAGACAAGCACUUGAUGGGCGUUGCUCACUAGCAGCUGCUCAUGUUUCAUAUAUUCAAUCUUUGAAAAAUACAGGAACAGCUCUGAGAAAAUUCACAGAACCAGAGGGACCAAUUGAGCCUUCUUUGUACACUAAUGCAACACCAGAGCAACCACUUGCUUUAACUGAAAGGACCCUCUCAUUCUCUUCACCAUCCGUGUCACAUCACAUGGAUGCAGCUGAACAUGAAACAUUCUCCCCAACUCCCUCCCCUCCUAGUUCUUCUAGUAAGUUCCGAGCGAAUCAUAUGAAACAUAGCACUAUUUCUUCUAAGAAAGUUGAAGAAAGACCACCUGUACCUGUUAUAGGAAUAGUAACAUCAUCAGGUACUGCUACACAGAAUGCCAGUGUAGCAUUUGAAGAUUCUUCUCUUCCAGCUGGAACACCACAAUGGGAUUUUUUUGGUCUCUUUCAUCCCAUUGACCAUCAAUUUUCUUUUCAAGAUGGGAAGGGUAUGCAUCAAGAUAUUGGGAAUGCUGAUGAUAUACAAAGACUAAGGGAGGAGGAGGGAAUUCCUGAGUUAGAAGAUGAUGAAGACAAGUCUUCAUCUCAUGGAAGGGAUCAGUCUAGGGACUCUGAAGAUGAAUUUGAUGAAGAGCCUACUGCAGAAACUCUAGUCCAAAGAUUUGAAAAUCUAAAUAGAGCUAACUCAAGUCAUGUUCAAGCAAAUGCUGUACCUGCCACAACUAAGCCUGUGUCAGGACAUUCAGCUUCUGAAGUUGAAUUAGUAAAUGGAGAGAAGGGGAACUCUGCUAAUUUAUCUACAUUAAAAACAGCACCUAUGGCAGCUUUGCCUCCACCUGAAACAAAUAAACCAAUAGAGAAGGAAAGUCAUAGUGAAAACACGGUUACCCCGAAGAAUUUCUUUUCAAGCGUGAGAGAUAUAGAACUGCUCUUUAAUAAAGCUUCAGAAUCUGGCAAAGAGGUUCCAAGGAUGCUUGAAGCAAACAAAUUUCACUUUCGUCCAAUAUUCCCAGGAAAAGAAAAUGGUUCUGCAGUGUCCUCCCUUUUGAAGGCAUGUUUCUCAUGUGGAGAAGACCCAAGCCAGGUUCCAGAAGAACCUGCCCAAAACUCGGUGAAGUACUUAACUUGGCAUAGGACGGCAUCAUCCCGUUCCUCCUCAUCCAGAAAUCCGUUAGGAGCAAAUUCAAUCGACAAUGCUGAGGACCAUACAAAUAAUCUCUUUGAUAGUUCUUGUAUGAUCUCUGGAAGCCAUGCAUCAACCAUGGAUAGGCUAUAUGCUUGGGAAAGGAAACUCUAUGAUGAAGUGAAGGCUAGUGAGAUUGUCAGAAAAGAAUAUGACAUGAAAUGUAAAAUCUUAAGACAACUGGAAUCAAAAGGAGAAAAAACCUCCAAGGUUGAUAAAACACGUGCUACAGUCAAGGAUCUGCACUCAAGAAUCAGAGUUGCAAUUCACAGGAUAGACUCUAUAUCAAAGAGGAUUGAAGAAUUACGGGACAAAGAGCUUCAACCACAACUUGAGGAGUUGAUUGAAGGGUUGCAUAGGAUGUGGGAAGUGAUGCAUGAAUGCCACAAACUUCAGUUUCAAAUCAUGUCAGCAGCAUACAACAACAGCCAUGCUAGAAUCACCAUGCAUUCUGAAUUACGUAGACAGAUUACUGCCUAUCUUGAAAACGAACUCCAAUUUCUGUCAUCAAGCUUUACCAAGUGGAUUGGAGCUCAGAAAUUCUAUCUGGAGGCUAUACGUGGAUGGCUUCACAAAUGUGUUCCUCUUCAAGAAAAAUCAUCCAAGAGAAAAAAGAGGCCUCAAUCUAACCUUCUUAUCCGUUGUGGUCCUCCAAUAUAUGUCACCUGCGAAAUCUGGUUGAAUAAACUCAGUACCUUACCUGUAAAGGAUGUUGCAGAUUCCAUCAAGAGUUUGGCGGCAGAUACUGCCCAGUUCUUACCACACCAAGACAAGAACCAAGGAAAAGGUUCUCAUCCUCAUAUGUCAACAUGGAAGGCUGAUAUUGGUGGUGAAUCAGCCGAUGGUUUAUUGACAGAUGAUGUAUCAGAGGACUGGGUAACAGGCCUUGAUCAAUUUCGACGAAGCUUGAUUCGAUUUCUUGGUCAAUUAAAUAAUCUGUCUGGUUGUUCAGUCAAAAUGUACAAAGAACUCAGGCAAAACAUUCAGGAGGUAAAAAAGUAUCAGCGUUUGAAUUCUCAGUCUCAAAACGGUAAUUUGAAUUCUCAGUCUCAGGAUGAUGGUCAACAGAAUUCUGAAUCUCAGAGUUGA